Molecule: messenger RNA, 3420 nt
Organism: Chiloscyllium plagiosum (whitespotted bambooshark)
Lineage: Eukaryota; Metazoa; Chordata; Chondrichthyes; Orectolobiformes; Hemiscylliidae
Gene: gipc2
Product: GIPC PDZ domain containing family, member 2
Molecular function (GO): protein binding
Source: RefSeq, a predicted model, not a curated record
UCGGCGCGCACGAGUCAGUGCGCCUGCGUAUCAAACCGGCCCUUCCCCGGGAGAAGGUGGAGGAGUGCGCCUGCGCGCUGUUGUUCCGUGGUCCCUUCCUCUCUUACCUGCGGAGCGCGGCCGUUGUGGCGAACGGCAGGUCAGUGAAGUGAACGGCAAAGAUGCCGCUGGGUCUGAAAGCCAGGAGGAAGAACAAGUCGCGGGACAGCUCCACCUUGGUGGAUAACGAGGGGGGUACGGCGUGGAGGGGCGGCAGUGCCGGCGCUGUUUCCCCCGGUGUUGGUGGACCGGGGCUCCCCGCGCCGCCGCCCCAUGCCCGGCCCAAGCUGGUCUUCCACACGCAGCUGGCGCACGGCAGCCCCACCGGCCGCAUCGAGGGCUUCUCUAAUGUCCGCGAGCUCUACGCCAAGAUCGGCGAGGUGUUCGGUAUCCCCGCCUCUGAGAUUCUUUUCUGCACAUUGAAUACGCACAGAAUUGACAUGGAAAAACUUCUUGGAGGACAAAUAGGCCUGGAAGAUUUUAUUUUUGCGCACACAAAGGGCCUGAAGAAAGAAGUGGAUGUGUUUAAAGCAGAGGAUGCUCUGGGAUUAACUAUAACUGACAACGGGGCCGGAUUUGCUUUUAUAAAACGCAUUAAAGAGAACAGCAUCAUCGACCGAGUCAAAGUAAUCCUUGUCGGUGACCACAUUGAGUCAAUUAAUGGCCAGGGUGUAGUGGGAUGUCGGCAUUAUGAAGUGGCCAAGAUGCUGAAAGAGUUGCCAAAAGGCCAGACAUUCACUUUGAAGCUGGUUGAAACGACAAAAGCAUUUGAAGCGAUUGAACCAAGGUCACGAGGAGCCAGACCUGGUGGUGAAGCCAAGAUUGGCACAGGGAGGGGCACAUUACGAUUACGUUCAAAGGGCCCUGCAACUGUUGAGGAAUUGCCCACUGAAUUUGAAGAGAAGGCCAUCGCUAAAGUUGAUGAUUUAUUGGAAAGUUAUAUGGGUAUAAGGGAUACAGAGCUAGCUGCAACCAUGGUUGAAGUUGGAAAGGACAAGAAAAAUCCCGAUGAAUUUGCAGUGGCUCUGGAUGAAGCUCUUGGAGACUUUGCAUUUCCGGAUGAGUUUGUCUUUGACAUUUGGGGUGCAAUAGGUGAUGCAAAGAAGGGAAGACUUUAGUGCCAACAUUUCUUUAGAGAUCAGAGGACAGUGUUUGAAAACUCUUGGUUCACUGUUCCCUUUUUAAUGUCAAAUGGACAAUUAACUGUGUCGAUUGAAAGUGGAAAGAAUGCAGUUUUAAUUGAAACAAUUCAUUUGCCCUAUAACUGUCAAUUCAUGCUAUUUCAGUCUAAUUUUAAUAAAUGCUUUUGGAUUUCUAAAUUAGAAGAUGAUAAUCAUAAACACAAGGCCAUGGAAAAUACAGCCAAUGGAUGAAGCACUCUUCAUACUACACCACUCUGCCAGCAGUCAUGUCCCCCCCCUCCAAAUGCAGACUUGCCCCAAAUGAUUUGUUGGGGAAAAAGACAUGCUGAGCUGCCUUGAUCAACCCUAGUGCACACUCACUUUUGUUCCAUGAGUAUCGAUUAAUUUUUCAAGUUGCCUUCUCUCUCUCCCUGGUGCCUGCUGGAGAUCAGCAUUUGAUACAAAUAUAAAGGAAGGUGACUGGGAUUAAGAUCAGUUUGUGCUUGCUCUGCCUCUACUCAGUUCACACAGUAAUCAAAGUACUUAUAACCUAAUUGCCCAUUUACCAAUGACGCCGGUGAAGUGUAAUGUGAGCAGGAUACAAUUCAAGUAAGAAAUUACAGCUAUAGAUGUAUUCAAAACUAAGCUUGUGUUAAAGGCAGCAUGUGAGAUUUAUGGAACUCUGGCUUGUUGCUUUUGGUAGCACUCUGAGGUGCAGAAUGAAGGGUACUGUAUACUCAAUUAUAUAACAGCUUCCUAUAAAUAUCCUGAAAGGCUGGCAACAUCAUUGAUUAACCAUAGCUGUAUAAAUUAGACCAAAGAUUUUCUAAAAUAAUAUUUUGCACACUCCAGUUGCUGAAUCGAGUGGGGAUUUUAUAUAAUGUUAAGCAUUUAUGGGUCUAACAUAGUUUGACUCAAAGUAUCAAGAACUGCAAACCAAGAAGUUUUUUUUAUAAUGACUACCUGGGUUUUUUAUGAAAACGUAAAUUUACUCACCGCAGUGUGCCUAAUGCCACAUCACAGUGUUUUAUAACCAAAUUAUUGAUUUUGAUCUUUGCAUGAAAUGUGGUACUAGAACUACCAUCUGAUGAGAAUUUUGUUAGGGUUUCUGUUCACAUAUCGAUCCAAUACUUUCUACUUUGAGUUCAUUUAAUCUGUAAAUGCCCAUUGCUUGUUGAUUUAUAUGAAUGCAGCUGCAAAUGUACUGAAAUCACUUAGCUUUUCCUUGGACCAAUAUCCUCAUCUGCCACAGUUCCUCAGUACCCAAUAUCUGAUUCCUUGGAAACUAUUCUUUAAUCCCAGUGAUGCAGGGAACCUGGGAAAUGAGCCAGAACUUCUUGGGAGUGUCAUUAUUGUAUAACAUUGUUGGUUGACUCAAGCUACAUAAUUAUUUUUCCACACAGGUUUAGAACAUUAUAACUUUUAAUGCAGUAUAUAAUCUGAUAUAAUUGAGAUUGCAUCAUGCUUUGGAUGUCUAUAAUCAUUUAUUUAUUUAAACUUUUUAUUCUGCAUCUUGGUGAAUUUGUUCAAGUUGCUAUAUUUUUCAGUGGUGUAUUGGUGCUUAAUCUAUAUUAUAUCUCUUUAUCCAUCUAAUCAUUUUACUGAAACACUUACCUCAAAAACUGCUACCCUAAAGCAUUUAACCGUAGUGUGUUUGGGAGCCUUGCCCUCUCCCAACUGAAGUUUAAAUCAACAUUCCCAAUUAUUUGUUUCUCGAACUGCAAAUAUCAGCAGGUUUUGGUAUUUCAAUUCGGGAUUUAUUGACUAAUAAUGGGAUAGCACAAUAUGUCCUUUCCACCACUGUUCUCCCAUGCCUCUCCCAACCUCCCAAAUAACUUGGCACUUUCCGAAUCCACAUGCUCUCAAAAUUGAAGCAGGACUAACCAGAGUCAAAAAGUAAGAUGGCUUGACCUGCUCAAAACCUGGUGAUUGCUUAUCAAUCAGUUUGGAUAGCUCUGUUCAAUGGGACCACUUUUUGUUUCCAAUUCAACUAAAUUUCUACUGUACUUGCAUUUCCAGAAGAAAUCAAACUAUUAUAGAAUAACAUAAUCAUCACUUUUCACAAAGGGUGUCACACAGUGGGGGAAAAGACAUUCUGCCAUUAUUGUAUUUCAUAAUGCAACAAUGGAUUACAAUGACUACUUUGUCUAAAGCAAUGCAUGUGUGUGUGAACUACUGAAAAUUAGAAAUUCGAUUUACACUACAUCAGGUGAAAAUGUCUUCUGUAAAGAUUAUUUUCUAUUAAAAAAAUUUAAAUGUC